AUGGUGGUCCACCAGGUGGGCAGCAGGGGCCGAGUGGCAGCCGAGAGAAGGGGAAGUCGCUGCGAGGACAGGAAGCAGGUGCGCCAAGAGCUAGGGGGCAUGCAGAGCCCAGCAUUCCUGCUGAGCUGCAGAGUCCGGCGGCCGGAGCUGCCGGCCUCUGGAGGACAAGGCCUUGGAGAGAAAGAAGGGCUGUGUGCUGACGGCACCCCGGCCCAGACGCUGUUGGCAUUGCUGGUCCUGGUGCUCUAUGUGGGCACAGGAAUAUCAGGAAGAAGUUGGGAGGUGUCAGAAAGGAUCAGAGAAUGUAACUACCCCCAGAAUCCUGUGACUUCCCAGGUGUUUGAAUACCAGACCAGCGACUCCCCAGAAGAGCCGAUCAAGGUCAUGAGGACCUGGUUGAAAGAGAACUUGCAUGUUUUCUUGGAGAAGCUAGAGAAAGAGGUGCAAGAGCUGGAGCGGCUGGUACGGGACCUGGAGGAAUGGCUGGAUGCCCUCCUGGGAGAGGGGCACCCGGAGGACCUCUGCUCCACCGUCAGAAAUCACCUGUGA
Molecule: messenger RNA, 549 nt
Organism: Cervus elaphus (red deer)
Lineage: Eukaryota; Metazoa; Chordata; Mammalia; Artiodactyla; Cervidae
Gene: SMIM23
Product: small integral membrane protein 23
Exons: 5
Coding region: 1-549 (182 amino acids)
Source: RefSeq, a predicted model, not a curated record